GGGAGUCAGGGCGAGUCUGAACCGCAGACGUCGUCGAGUGUGUGAACAGGAUGCGCAUCAAUAAGAAAAGAGACCAUCGCCCCUCUCUGAACGGUUUGACGUCGGCAAACGUCCAUCGCGUCUGAUCGACAGCACGCGAGGGAGAAACCAAACGCCCCUCACCUACUCCACGUUGUUCUGAUCUACAGUAAAAAUCCAUGCUCCCCCGACGUGACCCCGCCAUGUCUGGGAAGGAGCGCAGCCCCCGCCAUCGGCCGUGGUCGGUCUACCGGGCCAACACGUUUGAUCUCUCAGCGGAGAUGAUGGGACUGGCACUCGCAGGCAACAGUCAGGAUCCAGACGAGCCAGUGCUGGAGUUCAGUGUGGCGUGCAGUGAACUGGUCACCCCGUCUCUGGACCGGAAGCCGACCAGCUUUGUCGCCGUCAGCUGCACCACGCCGCCGCAGGCCUUCUGGACCAAACACGCUCAGACUGAAAUCAUUGAGGGAACCAGUAAUCCCAUCUUCCUGAGCAGUGUAGCGUUCUUUCAGGACUCUCGGAUCACUCAGCAGACGCAGGUCAAGCUGUCUGUCUAUGAUGUGAAGGACCGCUCCCAGGGCACGAUGUACAUGCUGGGCUCGUCCAUGUUCACUGUGAAGGAGCUGCUGCAGGACAAACACCACAGGCUGCACCUGACUCUCAGGUCAGCAGAGAGUGAACGCGUGGGCAACAUCACCGUCAUCGCCUGGCAGAUAGAGGAGAAGCGCGAGCAGAGGGCGCCGGUGCCUCGACUACAGAGAGGAGACACGGUCAACGGGAGAAUGGUGCUCCCCGUUGACGAGAGCUUGACUGAGUCUGUGGGAAUCAAAUCCAAGUCUUCAUCCCUGUGUAAAGAUCCGCUGCUGAAGGCUGUGUUCGGGGGCGUGAUGUCGAGGACGUACCGCUUCCCCACCACGGACGGGAACCACCUGCGUGUCCUGGAGCAGAUGGCGGAGAGCGCGCUCUCGCUGCACAUCCCUCGACAGUUCGUCAAACUGCUGCUGGAGGAAGACGCCGUCAGGGUGUGUGAGCUGGAAGAACUGGGCGAGCUGUCACCGUGCUGGGAAAACCUCAGGAGGCAGAUCAUCACUCAGUACCAGACCAUCAUCCUCACCUACCAGGAGACCAUAAGUGACCUGCACGAGUACAAAGGUCCAUCGUUUAAGUCGAGCACCUUGAAAGCUGAGAGGAAGCUGGAGUUCAUUCCCACAAACCUGCACAUCCAGAGGAUGAGAGUCCAGGGAGAGUGUGGUUAUGACCGGACGUAUGACGUGGUGACCAUCGGCGCUCCUGCCGCUCAUCAUCAAGGCUUUAAAGGCUGCGGCCUCCGGAGGCUCCUGCACCGGCUGGAGGAGGCGAGGAAACACACGUAUGAGGAGGAGAGUCAAAGCUCUGCCGGCUCCGCCUCACCUGGAAAAGCUUAUCAGCCGCAGGACGUGGUGAAAGCAAAGGAGCUUAUUGGUCAGAUCAACACUCUGAAGACACAGGUGUGUUACUACACUGAGCGACUGUCGCGCGCUGCCAAGGAACGCUCAGCCAACGCUCUGGAGAGAACUCUGACCAUCCUCAAAGAGAAGACGCGUCAGUUAGUGACCGCGUGCGACUCCAAACUGCUCGCCUCAGCGAUCCUCUCUCUGGCAGCCGCUCGUCCGGAGUUCAGCCAGCGAAGCACCCCGUCCCCCUCCUCCUCCUCCCUCUCUCCAUCCUCUCGAUCUCCUUCCUCCCGGUCUCCAUCCCGCUCCCCUUCUCGCCACCCGACUUCUCCGUCUCGCGCCGCCACCUCGCCCUCGCGCCACUCGGCUCAUUUGGACGGCAGCGAAGGGACCAGAAACAAGCGCGCCUCCCUACAGGCGGAGCUGCAUGAGGAGGAGUGGGAGAAGGUCUGGUUAAAUGUUGACAAGAGCCUGGAGUGUGUGAUCCAGAGGGUGGACCAGCUGCUGCAGCGAGACAAGCUCCAGAGUGACAGUAGCUCUGAGGACGUCUUCCUCAUGGCCAACGAGGAGCCAAAUAACACGAAGAAAGAAAAGAGUCCAGAAUCAGAAAAGAAGUCUCCAGGUGAGUGGAGCGACGCUCUCUAUCCUCUCCUCACCACACUCACCGACUGCGUCUCCCUGAUGAGCGACAAAGCCAAGAAGGCCAUGGUGUUCCUGCUCAUGCAGGACAGCGCCCCCACCAUCGCCAUGAGUCUCACGCUGCAGUACCGCCGCGAUGUCGUCUUCUGCCAGACGAUGACGGCUCUGAUCUGCGGCUUCAUUCUCAAGCUGAGGAACUCUCUGUGUGACUCCGGCUUCCUCAGGCAGCUUCACACCAUCGGCCUCCUGGUGCAGUACGAGGGUCUCCUCAGCACCUACGGAGAGGAGCUGGCCAUGCUGGAGGACAUGAGCGUCGGGGUGAUGGACCUGAGGAACGUCACCUUCAAAGUCACGCAGGCGACCUCGAGCUUUGCCCCAGACAUGCUGCCGGUGAUCACGGGGAACCGGAACGGCUUCAACGUCAGAGUUCCAAUGCCCGGGGCGAUGUUUGACUCACUGCCGCGAGAGAUCCAGAACGGCAUGCUGCUGCGCGUGCAGCCCAUCCUGUUCAACGUGGGGAUCAACGAACAGCAGACGCUGGCUGAGAAGUUUGGAGACACAUCUCUGCAGGAAGUGAUCAACAUGGAGAGCAUGACUCGCCUCAGCUCGUACUACGACCAGUUUAAAGAAGUCCUGCCAGAAGACUGCCUCCCUCGCUCCUGCAGCAGCAUCAGUCCGCCUGAGCUGCUCAAACUGCUGAGCCAAAAUGUGAGCGCCAAGAAAAGCAAGAACGUGGAGAUUCUGUGGCAGGCAGCAGAGGCAUGUCGCCGCCUGAACGGCGUGCGCUUCACCUGCUGUAAAAGCGCCAAGGACCGCACUGCCAUGUCUGUGACUCUGGAGCAGUGUCAGCUCCUGCAGCAGGAGCACGCUCUGGCCCCGCAGGUCUUCUACCAGGCUCUGGACUGUAUGCGCAGCGAGGGCUGCAGGAGAGAGAACACCAUGAAGAACGUGGGAUGUCGCAAAUACGCCUUUAACGCUCUGCAACUCAAGGCCUUCCCCAAACAAUAUCGCCCUCCAGAGGGCACAUACGGGAAAGUGGAGACCUAAGUGGACACUGGAGGAAACCAAAAGACUGAUGAUGGAACAGGACACUGAUGCCGGGCGCCGCACAAAGAAAAAUAGCAACAUCCGCCCUUUGUUUUGUGCUUAGUCAGUGUAAAGAUGAUUAAUGUCCAAGUGCCAGUGCUGCUGUAGGUUGUUUUAUAGCGGUUUCCCACUCUUUCUCUCUUUUCUCAGUAGUGCUAGAGCAACACAGUUUUCACGGCCACUUCACCGCCAAACACAGCGCAGUGUCACGUCGUAGCCGUUGUGCAGACACCAGCGUCAGCUGUGGGGACCAUCGGGACGUGUACAGCCACUCUGGACACCGGCCACUCUUCCCUCCUAGAAAAUAAGAUGAGCAAAUGUCUCGUUCUUCAGAGAGAUGAUGGGGACUAAAGGGGACGGAUAUAUGUGUUUGACUACUUUUUUUAAAAAAGAAUCUGAGGCACUUAAGAGGGUCGAUGAGUUAAAGUUAAGCCUUUUAAUAUUUCAUGAAUCAUAAUCAUAUCAGCAGUAAAAACAUGCCGACACGUUUCAUCAGGGCAGACAACCCAGCGGCGGCUAGCGAUUAUUUUCAUAAUCGAUUAAUUUGUCGAAUAUUUUCUCGAUUAACCGUUUGGUCCAUAAAAUAUCAGAAAACCUUAAAAAAUGUUGAUCGGUGUUUGUUAAACCUGGAAAUGAUGACGUUCUCAAAUGUCUUGUUUUGGCCACAAACUAAAAUGAUGAACUUUUAAUGAUUGCUUUGUUAUCCAGAGCAAAGAAAUUAAGAAAAUAUUCACAUUUAAGACGCUUAAACAAUCGAAAAUCUUGUUUUAAUCAUGAAAAAAGCUUCAAACCAAUGAAUCGCUUAUCAAAAUAGUUGUCGAUUCAUUUAGUAAUCGAUUAAUAAUCGAUUAGUCGUUUCAGCUCUAGUUUUUAUACAAAUACGUUCAAAUAAGCCACGGCUAAUUGUAAAGACACAGCCCUGCGAAGACACGCCCACUUGAUGCUCAUUGGUUCACAGACACUACGGUGUGUAAACGUGGGUGGUGGGUGUGUUUUAGGAUUUCCAACUCAGAAAGUCAGUUUUUAUAUCGCUAACAAUGGCCAAUAAACCCGACCCUGAGAUACGUUUGCAUUAGGUCAUGAUUAUGGAAUCAUUUUUAAGUCGGUUAGUGUGGUGUGACUUUUACGUUGACAUAUAAAAGGGAAUUUCCCAUAUUUUCAUAGGAGCCACUGUGUUGUUGUCAGCAUCAGAUCUGACGAGAAGGGACUAGAAAUAAAACCUUUUCUGUGUCACAGAACGCAGUUUUAAGAUCAUUAAAGGUGAGAAAUUGGUCAUUUAGAAUUUAAAAAUGUGGUUUAAUGAAUCAAGAUCUGACAUAAUUGUAGUUUGGCAGCGACGUUGCCUCGCUGGCUCAGAACUUAAAAAAGUAAAAUACAUUUUCUCUGUGAUGGAACACAGUUUUUAGGUCAUUUUGAAUUUAAAAAUGUGACUUAUUUAUAGUUUUGCAGCGAGGUGGUACUGGCCUGGUGCUCGACACUCACACUGGCCCGGCACAGAGCAGCGUACCUCACAGCCUUUCCUGUUGAAAUUAGGAAUUCAAAAUAGCUUUUUUUUAGUCAUUAUUUGACCAAUUAAAAACAACUUUCAAAUAGUGUUUUUGUAUGGAAUGCCCAUCCCAGCUUCCGACCUCCGACGUAAAUGGAACACAACUCUAAGGUCGAUGAUGUUGGCAUGUUUUUACUAUCGUUUUCCACGUUGUCUCAGAUUUUUCUGGAUUACCCAAACUGAAGAGCAGCAGACGGACUGCUUUUUGCCCUAACCUGAUUUAUUCCAGUGCUUUCAUCAUGUCGUCCAUUGUCUCUCCCGUCCUCUCAUCUGCCGUCUUCAAUCACAUAGACGCUGGACUCUCUCUGCACAACAAGCACACAUCUUUAUAAGCGACACACGUGACACUGCUUCACUGGUGUUUGGAAGAGAUUCAUGUGCGUCGAUGGAAAACUAAUCCACACAUUUUGCGCUGCAGAAGAAGAAUUCACGUACAUGAACAGACGUCCACAAUAUUUGGAUUGGAUGUUUUUUUUUGUCCACUAUCGCUAAACACAGAACUUUGUGAUUAAAAUUGGAUAAUUAUUGAUUUAACCUGCAUGAAGAUGAAAAACAUCCCCACUACUUAUUAUUGCAGUUGUAUGAUACACUUGAUACAUGUUUUUAGACUGAAGGGACAUCAGGCAUAUUGCAAGAUCUCCUCUGGUGUCAGUUAUUGUACCUUAUUGUACAAAGAUCACAGAGACAGUGGACUUUAUUUUAAAGAUGUUAUUUUGCUUACAGUGUUUACGUUGACGAGGCUGUUGUUCUUUUAAAUGCUCUGAUAGUUUUAUUUAAUGGUAUCGACUUUAAAGUUCUGACCUGGUUCUGAUCGGCUGCAUUAUGCUCACAGGUGGGACGGGGCUGUGAAGGAGAUCCCUGCUCCUCCUCAGAGUUACUGUAUAUGACCUGAAACUGGAUAAUGAAUAAAGGCUUGUUGG
Messenger RNA from Solea solea (common sole), 5642 nucleotides. It is a transcript of the gene inpp4aa, whose product is annotated as inositol polyphosphate-4-phosphatase type I Aa. The coding region runs from base 198 to 3137 and encodes 979 amino acids. The record is from RefSeq and is a predicted model, not a curated record. The transcript is spliced from 24 exons. Gene Ontology annotation, molecular function: phosphatidylinositol-3,4-bisphosphate 4-phosphatase activity. Gene Ontology annotation, cellular component: cytoplasm. NCBI's taxonomy places the organism in Eukaryota, Metazoa, Chordata, Actinopteri, Pleuronectiformes, Soleidae.